AUGGCAUCCUCUUCUAUGUCCCCAAGAUGGAACUACGAUGUGUUCUUGAGCUUUAGAGGUGAGGACACCCGUGAAGGCUUCACGAAUUUCCUCUACGAUGCGUUGUGCCGUCAUGGGAUCAACACUUUCCUGGACGACCAGCUUCCCAAAGGGGAAGGCAUCUCUGCAGAGCUCUCGGAGAAGAUUGAAGAAUCCAGGAUCUCCAUUGUCGUGUUCUCGGAAAACUAUACUUCUUCAGGGUGGUGCUUGGACGAGCUCGUCAAGAUUCUUGAGUGUAAAGAGACAAAGGGUCAUAUGGUCAGGCCAAUCUUUUAUAGGGUGGAUCCUUCUGAAUUGCGAAAGCAAACUGGCAAAACAGGAGAUUAUCUGGCCAAACAUGAGGACAAGUUUGGGAAAGAUUCUGAGAGGGUCAUGAAAUGGAGGAAAUCUCUUGAGGAUUUGGCUAAUAUGGCUGGGUGGCAUGGAACUUGCAGGGUUGAAUCAAAGCUCAUUCAGACAAUCGUUGAAGAAGUCUCGAGUAAAUUGAAUCGCCCCGCUUUGAAUGUUGCUACUCACCCAGUUGGCAUAGAUGACACCCUAGAUGGAAUUAAUCCAAUUCUUGGAAUUGGUCUGGACGACGUUCGGAUGAUUGGCUUCUAUGGAAUUGGAGGGAUAGGCAAAUCCACCGUUGCCAAGGCCAUUUACAAUUUGCAUGCUGAUGACUUCAAAGGUAGCAGCUUUCUGGCAAACGUGAAGGAAGUUUCCAGGCAGCAUGGCUUAGUUCAAGUACAAGAAACGCUCCUUUUCGAGCUAUUAGGAGACUCAAACAUAAAGUUGGGAAAUGCUGACAGAGGAAUAAGCUUGAUUAGCAGCAGGCUUUGCUACAAGAAGGUCCUCAUUGUUAUCGAUGAUAUCGAUCAUCUGUACCAGCUGAGGAAAUUGGCAGGGGACAAAAGUUGGUUUGGCUCGGGAAGUAGAAUCAUCAUCACCACCAGAGACAAGCAUUUGCUAGAAGCCCACGGAGUAGAACACUUUCACGAGGUCAAGAAAUUAAAUUGUAUUGACUCAUACAAGCUCUUUUGUUGGAAUGCCUUCAAAUCACCUAAUCCUCCAAAAGAGUUUGAGGACCUCACAUGUCGUUUACUUGAUUAUGCUAAAGGCCUUCCCUUGGCUCUCAUUGUUUUGGGUUCCUUCUUGUGUGGUAGGAAUGUGAGGGAAUGGGAAAGUGCAAUAGCAAGGUUGCAAAGUGUACCUAACCGAGAAUAUAAUGAAAUACUGAAGAUUAGCUAUGAUGGUCUUGAUGAUCUUGAGAAAGCUAUUUUUCUUGAUAUUGCUUGCUUUUUCAAUGGGGAUGACCGAGAUUAUGUGACGAAAGUCUUUGAUGCUUGUAAGUUCUUUCCUGAUAUUGGAAUUAGAGUUCUACUCGACAAAUCUUUGAUAAGUAUUGAGCUCAACAAGUUGUCAAUGCACGACUUACUGCAAGAGAUGGGGAGGGAAAUUGUACGCAAGGAGUCCCCGAACAAUCCUGGUGAACGCAGCCGAUUAUGGUACUCAGAAGACAUCACUGAUGUUCUGACAGAAAAUUUGGGAACAAAUAAAGUGGAAGCCAUAAAAAUAGUUUUGCCUGAAACAGAAGAGGUAUACUUGAAUGCCAAAGCCUUCAAAAGGAUGAGAAGGCUCAGAGUGCUCAUAAUUCAUAAUGCAUAUGUAUCAGGAGACUUCGACCAUCUCUCCAACAAUUUGAGAUGGGUUGAUUGGGAGGGAUAUCCCUUACCGUCUCUGCCAGCCAAUUUUCAUCCAAAGAAACUUGUAGGCCUCUUCAUGCCAAACAGCCACAUCAAGGAUUUGGGUCAAGGGUACAAGAUUUUUAAGAACUUAAAGCACAUGAGUUUUGAAGGUUCUGGAUUCCUGACAGAGAUCCCUGACUUCUCUGCUCUCCCCAAUCUUGAGUCCUUGAUUCUCACUCAUUGCACGAGUUUACUUGAGGUACAUGACUCCGUCGGCCUUCUUGACAGGCUUGUAACUUUGAACCUUGAACAUUGCUAUAAUCUAAGGAAACUUCCUACCAACCUAAAGUUGAAAUCACUCCAGACUCUUCUUCUAACCCGCUGUAGAAGACUCGAAACAUUUCCCAACAACCUCGAAAAUAUGGAAUCUUUGAAGGAACUUCGUUUGUCCAAGAUUGCGAUAAAGGAACUACCUUCUUCGAUAGGAAAUCUUGUGGGGCUAGAAGUAUUGUGUAUAUCUGGCUGCAAGAAGCUUAAAGGGCUUCCGAGUGGAAUUCAUAAGCUAUUACAUCUGAAGCAUCUUCUACUACGUAAUUGCUUCGAACUCGGUAAAUUCCUAGAUAACACUGAAGAUAAAUGGCAAGCACCAGAAACUUCUGAUCGUAUAAAUGUUUCAACAAGUUGCAUGGAGAGCGGAGAGCAUCUGGUGUCCGUUCUUCGUGAAACAAAAAGCUUUCCCUUUGGUACUUCCCUUGAUGGAAAAUCCUUGCCGGAGUUUCCUUUUCUCCAAUCUCUGGACCUUCGAAACUGCAAUCUAACAGAAGUCAACUUCCUCAUGAAUAUGUCUUGCAUUUCAACCUUGGAGGAAUUAGAGUUCUCAUGGAACAAUUUUGUCAAGCUUCCUGCAUGGAUCAGCGAACUUGCCGACUUACGGAAACUCGAGUUAAAUUUCUGCAGGCAGCUACAAGAGGUACCUAUUCUUCCACCAAGCAUUGGAAGUGUAAGUGCCAUAGACUGUGAGUCAUUAGAAGUAUUUUCACAGCUAUCAAACAUGGUCAACUCCCAUACCAAGGAUUUUCCCCAUGUCAAAUCUAUCAACCUCACCAACUGCCAGAGACUGGCUGAGAAUUUGGGUGACACUGUUGCAAACAUUCUUUUGAACCAGGAUCCCACAUUCAGCCUUACUUUGCCAGGUUGUGAGAUUCCAGAAUGGUUCAAGUAUCAAACCAAGAAUGGUUUCUUCUAUUUUCAAGUGCCUGAGCUUCUAUGUGCUGAGCUGGUUGGUUUUGCUCUAUGUGCUGUUGUUUCUGAAUCUUUUACCUGCGAGCUUCAAGGUACUAUCAACGGGGAAUUAGUAAUUAAGGGUGUGGAGAACUUCAUCUCACUGAAGUCAGAUCAUUUAUGGUUGCUGUAUUUUCCAUGUCCAGUAGUUAAGGCCUGGGAAGGUUGCAAUUACAUAGAAUUCUCCCUUGAAGAGAUAGAUGCUGUGGACUCUUCAAUAGAAAAAUUUAUAACGAGAUGCGGUCUUUUUCUGGAAUUCAAACAUGAGGAAAAAUUAAACUGGACACUGGAAAACAACAUCAUAUCAGCAACUCAUUAUCCAGAGGUAAUUUAUGAUGAAGAUAGUGAGGAAUCAAUGGGAAGUGCUGAUGAGCACACUGAGGAGACCGAUGCUGGGGGGGAAUAUGAGGAUGAUUCAGAGGACCAGCAAAGAGGAUAGCAAGGCAAAGGCAUCAUGUUAAGUAGUCUACGAUAAUACUUCAGAAUACAGUGAGGAAGGACUAGAAAAAUGUACAAACAAUGCUUCGUUGUGAAGAAGCGGAGAAAUAUUCUAUAGCAGCAACAUUCUAUUAGCUUUCUCGAUUGACUUUGUCAUCUCAGUUCCAGUAAGAACUUGUUGAGACUCGAGAUUCCAUUUGAAAAUCUUGUGUUUACUGAA
Molecule: messenger RNA, 3645 nt
Organism: Syzygium oleosum
Lineage: Eukaryota; Viridiplantae; Streptophyta; Magnoliopsida; Myrtales; Myrtaceae
Product: disease resistance protein RPV1-like
Exons: 5
Coding region: 1-3426 (1141 amino acids)
Biological process (GO): signal transduction; defense response
Molecular function (GO): ADP binding
Source: RefSeq, a predicted model, not a curated record